AUGCAGGACGCCGGUCCUAGCAGCACCCUUCCGACGGACGAUAGGGAAGACGAGUCCGGCGUCGACUCGACCGCCGGCGGGAAAUCGCACCACCCCAAGAAGGCGGCAAAGGCGAGGGGGAGGGGAAGGGGCGCCGUGAAAUCGCGAAGGGGGGGGGGAGACGGUGGCGGCAGCGACACGUCUUGCUCGAAGGAGAAGGAUACCUCGAGGGAUGGCAGGAGAACGUGGACGGAUGCGGAGAGCGAUCGACUUCGGGAGGUGGUGGAGCACCGGAGCGCCGGAGACUCCCGGAAGAACUGGCAGUGGGUAGCCGCCAAGUGCAAGAUGAGGUGGGAGCGCAUCCUUAACCCUGGCGUGAAGAGGGGCCUUUGGACGAAGGAGGAGGACCAGAAGCUCAAGGAGGUUGCCGCUGCCAUGGAGUACAAGUGGAGCCACGUGGCCAAGCUCAUGGGCGGGCGCACCUACAAGCAGUGCCGCGAGCGCUACACCAACUACCUCAAGGAAGGGCUGAACGUCGGCCCGUGGACGAAGGAGGAAGACCAGCUGCUGCUGAGCAUGCACGCCAAGGUCGGCAACAAGUGGGCCGAGAUCGCCCGCUACCUCAAAGACCGGAGCGAGAACAUGAUCAAGAACGAGUACAUGAAGCUGUCGAGAGACGCCAACGCUUCUCAACGUCGAAGACAGGCGCACAUAGACAACCACACCCAGAAUAGCCUCGACAGCAGCACCAACCCGAACAGCCUCGAGGUUGUUGUCUCAGGAAGUCCGACCGCGGGGGAAGGGGGAGACGGAGAAGCCGCGAAGGUUUGGCAAAAGUGGCCUUGA
Messenger RNA from Ectocarpus siliculosus, 825 nucleotides. NCBI's taxonomy places the organism in Eukaryota, Phaeophyceae, Ectocarpales, Ectocarpaceae. The record is from the annotation of a GenBank genome assembly.